Aspergillus fijiensis CBS 313.89 is the source of this 1499-nucleotide messenger RNA. RefSeq lists its product as uncharacterized. Bases 436 to 1197 code for a protein of 253 amino acids. The record is from RefSeq and is a predicted model, not a curated record. The transcript is spliced from 2 exons. NCBI's taxonomy places the organism in Eukaryota, Fungi, Ascomycota, Eurotiomycetes, Eurotiales, Aspergillaceae.
GCCGGACAGCCAGUAACCAUCCAGGAUGGCAUGGUAACAGGUACUAGUAAGAAUCUUUACUUUUUAGCACCCACAUGUAUACUUGCGCUUGUACAGAACCUUCACUAUAUUCAACCGUGAACUCUCGGUAAAUUACCUGAUUCUCUUAUUUCAUGUGCCCAACGAGAACCAUGAUCGUUCGGGCAUUGGGCAGCAUGUGCUCUCACUGCCCGCUUUGCACCCAGUGCCUUAUAUAUGUAUCAAUCCACUACUCCUGGUCAAUCACUGCGGCUGUCUCUCAGAAAGAAGUGACUUUGCUCAAAGGACAAUCACGUUCUCUCCUUCCCUCCUAUUCAUGUAUGCAUAACUUGGAUUCCACCCGAACCAGUUGCUUGAUCUUCAUUCACCGGGGCAUUCUCGCACUUGAAUCUUUUUCCCUGGACCAAUAACUCUGCCAUGGAGUCUAUAUUUCCUCCUCAGUGUCUGUUCUGCAGCCAGGGGACGAGUGGUUCCGAAACACUCGCCCCGUUGAUCGAACUUUCAUGCUGUAGUCAGUGCCGACUGUCGGCAUCCGCAAGUAACAUGCAACUCCAGCAAGAACUCGCUGCGCUUUUCGAGAGGAGUAUGACACUCAAAAUAUCAACACCCAUUGCCAGCGACCAAUCACUAUGCUCUGUUCCUGCUCCCCCCGACCCAGAGUUAUAUAGUAUCAGGAAGAACCCGGCCAGCACUAUGAACCUGCACCCCACAGCAAGUGACACUCUGAGGUAUCACAACAUUGAUCCAUCAACACUUUUGCCAAGACAAUGGAAGCUCUACGAAGGAGCAAUGCCAGAACAACGGUCACGCCUAAUCCAGAUGUGGCAAUUGUCACCGGAGCACCGAUACCACAGCGACCAGGGUAAGACCAAGGCUACCUGCAUGUCUGAUCCCUGGAGCACAUCGCAUGAGACUCGCACGGUUGAUGAUCUCGAUAUGUAUGAUUUAGACCAGGGCGUUGACCACAGCGUCAGCCAGUAUGCCGAGCCAUACAUGAUCAAUGGCUAUAGGGCCGUCGCUCAGAAUGACAAAGAACUCUCCAACAGAAGAGACGGGAGUGCAGCAAGCGAGCCCACGGCAGGAUCAACAUACAGGCUUGCAAAUGAUCCUGUUUAUCGCUCCCAGGGCCAGAGAUGGUGGGAGUAUGAGCAUUCGGCAUCACCCAAGUACUAUGAUUGAGAAUAUGUACCGACGAUUGCUCCCUGGGGGUGUGAAUCCAUCACAGCUACGGAUUAUUGCUCACAAUGUAUCGGAAACCCAACCACUGUCACGUCAAUAUGCCUGUGCACUCUGUAGGGGCUCCAAUAUUUUCGAAUGCGUAGUUGGGAGGCCAUGAAAAAAUGACAGCGCAGCAUAGAUAUAGAAUACCACAUAUAUCACAGGCCCAUAACACAAACUCACCGGGCAUGGUGUCUCUAUGGCAAUGUCAUGUUUAUAUAACCUGAGCUGUGUAUUGUUCAUACGAAAUUGAUGCAGACCAG